This is a messenger RNA of Helianthus annuus (common sunflower), 7538 nucleotides long. Its product is annotated as CCR4-NOT transcription complex subunit 1. The transcript is spliced from 49 exons. Gene Ontology annotation, molecular function: molecular adaptor activity. Gene Ontology annotation, cellular component: P-body; CCR4-NOT core complex. The record is from RefSeq and is a predicted model, not a curated record. Gene Ontology annotation, biological process: nuclear-transcribed mRNA catabolic process, deadenylation-dependent decay. NCBI's taxonomy places the organism in Eukaryota, Viridiplantae, Streptophyta, Magnoliopsida, Asterales, Asteraceae. The coding region runs from base 92 to 7303 and encodes 2403 amino acids.
UAUAUCCUGUACUCGUAGAAAAUCCCCUAUUUUCCCUCGCUCUGAUUUCGAAACCCUAGCUUUUAGAUCACCAAAUCGAUCGAUUUUCACCAUGAUUCCGUUGGCGCCAAGAUUGUCCACUGAAAUUCGGCUCUUGCUCGACACCUUGAACGAUUCCAAUUCCGAUUCCGUUCUUCGGGAACUCUCUCAGUAUGUUGAGUAUGGAACUGAGGGCAGCAUUCUGCUUCUGGAGACCUGUUUGGACCACUUCAAAGUUUUUGAAAAGGACUUGAAAAGUACUCAUCUGGAACCUGUAGUUGCGUCAGUUUUUAGAAAAUUGUUGGAGAAGCCGCAGUUUAGUACUGUAUUCUCAAUGUCAGUAAGGCCAACAGCAAUCACUGAGGAAUUUCUGGUUAAUUUUUCUGUUGCUCUACAUUUAUCGGCACAUGAGAAGCUUGGAUUUGGUCUUGCUUUGACAGAUUCAGAAAAUAAUGACAUCAGAAUGGCUGGAAGAAAUUUCUGUAUGAGGCAGAUUGAGGAAUUAUGUGCUGCCAGUGCCUCUCUGCAAACUGCUGACUAUGUUCAGGAUGCAUUGCUGUUUCUUAAUAAAUCCGAAGUCCUUUCUAAACAUGUGGAUUCGUUUAUGCAGUUGUUAUCUCUUGUUCGGUUUGAUGAGAAUUCAGGGUUUAUUUUAGCUCCUUUCCUUUCAGAUGAACUACAAGACUCCAAGUUAUUGAGGAAUAUGGAUUUUCUCAAUGAAGGCAAUGAGAAUGAAUUUGAUGCUAUCCUAGCAGAAAUGGAGAGGGAGAUGAACAUGGCUGAUAUGUUGAAAGAAUUGGGCUAUAAGUGCACAUUAGACGUGUCACUUUGCAAAGAUCUGUUAUCUUCGUUCUCACCCCUAACCGAAGUAACUGUCGCUAGGAUACUUGGUACAGUUAUUCGAUCUGAUGCCGGUUUUCAAGACCAUGAAAAUGCGUUCUACACAUUUUAUUCUGCUCUUGGUAGAGGGAAUCUGUCUGAUAUGUCUUCACCAAACUCUUGGAACACUGAUGUCCUUGUAGAAUCAAUUAAGCAGCUUGCUCCUGGAAUCAGCUGGACCGCUGUAAUCGAGAACCUUGAUCAUGAGGGUUUCUACGUUCCAGAUGAGGCAGCAUUUUCACUAUUGAUUUCUUGUUACAAACAUGCAUCCCAGGAUCCCUUUCCACUGGCUGCUGUUUGUGGGAAUGUUUGGAGAAACACCGAGGGGCAGCUGUCUUUUCUUAAGUAUGCCGUUUCUGCACCACCUGAAGUAUUCAUGUUUGCACACUGCAAACGGCAAUUGGCAAAUGUUGAUGCAAUCAACAGUCAAAAGAUGCAAUCUGGUCAUGCAAAUCAUGCAUGGUUAUGCCUCGACCUUUUGGAGGUCCUGUGCCAGUUAGCUGAGAGAGGCCUUGCCAAAUCUGUUCGAUCACUGCUUGAAUAUCCCCUUAAACAUUGCCCUGAAGUGUUGCUAUAUGGGAUGGCCCAUGUUAAUACACCAUAUAACCUCCUUCAACAUGAAGUUUCGUUGGCUGUUGUUCCUGUGAUACUGAAAGAUGCUUCUGUGUUCGGCAUUCUGCUCCAUCUUUGGCAUGUUAACCCACCCUUUUUGUUGAGAGCUUUAAAUGAUGCAUUAAGCAUAGAUUCAGAUAACAUCAUAAGGGUCUUGGAUUUGUGCCAGGAGUUAAAGAUUAUAUCUCCCGUAUUGGAUAUGGUACCUAUGUUUAUGGGCAUUAGGCUGGCAGCCCUGGCUUCUAGGAAAGAGCUCGUAGAUCUGGAGAAGUGGUUGAGCUCAAAUUUAAGUACUUACAAAUAUACUUUCGUUGAGGAGUGCCUCCGAUUCCUGAAGGAGGUGGAGUUUGGUUCUCAGGAAUCUUCGAAUCGUUUGCAUAAUUCCGGAAACAUCUGGAGUUUUUAUAUGGAGACAACUCCUGUGUUCUUAAAGGUUCUUCAAACACAUACCGACUUGCUCUCAGCUAACCAACUUUCUAAGGAAAUGGAAAGACUGAAUUUGAAGUUUACAAACAACAGUUCAAGGAUGAGGAACAACGGAGCUCCUGAUUCAUCAACACCUGAAGUAUAUGCAGAUGAUAUAGAGACAGAGGCCAACUCUUAUUUCCAUCAAAUGUUCUCUGCUCAGUUGACGGUUGAUGCUAUGAUUCAAAUGCUAGCCCGAUUCAAGGAAUCUUCUGAUAGAAGGGAACAAUCCAUAUUUGAGUGCAUGAUUGCAAAUCUGUUCGAAGAGUACAAGUUUUUCAACAAAUACCCUGAUAGACAACUUAAACUCGCUGCAGCUCUCUUUGGGUUGCUUAUUAAGAAUCAACUGGUGACCCAUCUGACACUUGGUAUCGCCUUACGAGCUGUUUUGGAUGCAUUGCGUAAACCUGCGGAUUCCAAAAUGUUUGUUUUUGGUACAAAGGCUCUGGAGAAGUUUGUGGAUCGUCUGAUUGAAUGGCCACAGUACUGUCAGCAUAUCUUACAAAUAUCACAUCUACGUGGCACUCAUCCUGAGCUUGUUGCUUUCAUCGAAAGGGCUCUUACUAGAAAUUCGUCCGGCCACCCAGAUUCAGAUGCAGCAGCCUACAAUCCUGCCGCUGAUCAACAUCAUAAUUCUAUUCCACAACCAAACGUUGAGGUGGCGGGUUCGUCUCUCUCAUUAAUUGGAUCUGGUGGUACACAGUUUAGUUCACAAAUAUCUUCUCCGAUUCAGCUUCAGCAGAGGAGCCAAAGCUAUAUAGAUGAGAGACACAGAGCCUCUGUAACGUCUUCCUAUAUGAAGCCAAACAUAACUACCACAGGACAAGCCUCAGUUGCUCCACCAAAUGAUCCUGUUAAUAUACCUAAGCCACACAGUGUUGCUAGUUCCUCAGCAGCAUUGGCUUCCACUCCUGCUUUUGCUCGUCCUUCUCGAGCUGUUACUUCAGCAAGGUUUGGUUCUGCUUUAAAUAUAGAAACACUUGUCGCUGCUGCUGAACGCAGAGAAACUCCCAUAGAGGCGCCACCAUCUGAAACUCAGGAUAAGAUUUCUUUUAUUAUCAAUAAUUUAUCAGCUGCCAACAUUGAAGCUAAAGCAACGGAAUUCACAGAUGUUUUGAAAGAGCAGUACUAUGCCUGGUUUGCUCAGUACAUGGUCAUGAAAAGGGCAAGCAUUGAACCAAAUUUUCAUGACUUAUAUUUGAAGUUCCUUGAGAAAGCCAACUCGAAACCUCUAAACAAAGAGAUCGUUCAAGCCACCUAUGAGAAUUGCAAGGUUCUCUUAGGAUCUGAACUUAUAAAAUCUAGUUCAGAAGAACGUUCGUUGCUGAAGAAUCUUGGAGGCUGGCUGGGGAAGAUCACAAUUGGUAGAAACCAUGUACUGCGUGCUAAUCAGAUUGAUCCCAAAGCUUUAAUUAUCGAGGCGUACGAAAAGGGGUUAAUGAUUGCAGUGAUUCCAUUUACCUCCAAGAUAUUAGAGUCAUGCUCAAACAGUCUAGCAUAUCAACCACCUAAUCCUUGGACCAUGGGAGUUCUUGCAUUACUUGCUGAAAUCUAUGCAAUGCCUAAUCUCAAAAUGAAUCUCAAGUUUGAAAUUGAGGUAUUGUUCAAGAAUCUUAAUGUGGAUUUGAAGGAAGUAACCCCAUCAUCUCAUCUUAUUGACAAAGUGAGGGAGAUUGAAGGAAACCCUGAUUUUUCUAACAAGGAUGUUGGGACAGCUCAGCAACCAAUCGUUGGGGAAGUGAAAUCUAAUAUGAUAUCGACUCUAAAUCAAGUCGAAUUACCAGUUGAAGUUGGUAGUUCUUCUCAUUCUGCUGGUCAUUCGCGUAUAUUAUCUCAGUAUGCUGCUCCACACCAUAUUCCUGCUGUUACUUUAAGUGAGGAUGAGAAGAUGGCAGCUUUAGGCUUAUCGGAUAAGCUUCCAUCUGCUCAAGGACUUCUACAAGCACAAUUGCCUUUUUCAGUUGGCCAGCUACCGUCAUCAAAUAUGGACCAACAAGUUAUUAUCAAUCCUAAGCUCCAAGCUUUGGGUCUCCAUGUGCCUUUCCAGCGUGUGCUUGGAUAUACCAUGGAAGUGGCUAUCAAAGAAAUAGUUUCUAGCAUUGUUCAGCGUAGUGUUUCUAUAGCAACUCAAACAACAAAAGAACUUGUCUUAAAGGACUAUGCUAUGGAGUCAGAUGAGAGCCGUAUACAUAGUGCAGCUCACCUGAUGGUUGCGAGUUUGGCUGGAAGUCUAGCUCAUGUCACGUGCAAGGAACCUCUUCGUGGUUCGAUAUCAAGUCAGCUAAGAAACAAUCUUCAGGCUCUGAAUUUGAAUGUUGCAACUGAACUGCUUGAACAUGCAGUUCAACUCGUUACUAAUGAUAACCUCGACUUAGGCUGUGCAUUAAUCGAACAGGCUGCUACCGAAAAGGCUGUACAAACAAUAGAUAGUGAACUUGCACCUCAACUUUCGAUGAGAAGGAAGCACAGAGAAGGGCCCUAUUUUGAUACAAGCCUAUAUACACAAGGUCAUGUAGGUGUUCUACCAGAAGCCUUGCGUCCUAAACCUGGCCGACUAUCCCAUUCUCAACAGCGGGUUUAUGAGGACUUUGUUCGAUUACCAUGGCAGAAUCAAUCCAACCAAAAUUCGAAUGCUGGACCACUUGGCCCUUCAGCUCCACCAGUUAGUGGUGCUCUACACCGGGGUUAUGGUUCCGGUUCAGGUUCUGUUUCAGGUCAGAUGAACAUGAACCCUGACAUCUUCUCAUCUGGUAUCAAUGCUGUAGCACACUCCUUGGAUGCUGAAGAUAUGGAGUCUAAUUCAGUAAAACUCCUUAGUGGUUCCGCCGUACAUAGCUCAAUGGGUGGUGGUAUGGGUCCGCACACCUUUGAGAAUGAAGCGGUUCUCUCUUCAUUUUCUUCCGUUUCAGCUGUUCCUGAACUGCACAUUCCAGAAGCUUCUGUUGUCUCCAAAGACCCGGGAGCAUUUGCACAGCCUUUGCCUUCACCCUUAGCUUCAGAUCGCAUUACAAGUACUACCACAGAACCUUCAUUGACCACCAAAGACGCAGUUGAUAAAUACCAGUUUAUCUCAGAGGAGCUGGAAUCUUUGAUAGCAAAGGAUGCUAAAGAAGCUGAAAUUCAGGCUAUUAUUGGCGAGGUUCCUGGGGUGAUUCUUAGAUGCAUUAGUCGGGACGAGGCUGCGUUAGCCGUCGCUCAGAAGGUCUUCCAAGGCUUAUAUGAAAAUGCAGCAAACGCCGCUCAUGUUGGGGCCCAUCUUGCCAUGUUAGCUGCCAUUCGUGAUGUCAGCAAGCUUGUGUUCAAUCAACUCACUAGUUGGGUAAUAUAUUCCGAUGAAGAUAGGAAAUUCAACAAAGAUAUUACCGUUGGCUUAAUUCGCAGAGAGCUGUUGAACCUUGCUGAGUAUAAUAAUCAUAUGGCUAAACUUCUUGAUGCCGGAAAGAACAAGGUGGCAACAGAAUUUGCAAUCUCUCUCAUCCAGACAUUGGUGGCUAGUGACGCCAGAGUAAUAUCUGAACUUCAUAGUGUUGUUGAUGUAUUAGCUAAGCUUGCAACAAGGCCUGAUGCUCCUGAGGCGCUUCAACAACUUGUUGAAAUUGCUAGGAACCCUAAGGAUGAUUUCAACAGACUACAAAAAGACAAAAAGGUGGCUAGUCAUACUGUAGCAAGCAGGGAUGACACCGGUGUUCUGGAAUCUUCUGAACCAGAUCCUGCUGCUUUCCAAGAGCAGGUGUCACUGCUAUUUGCCGAAUGGUACAAGAUAUAUGAACUCCCUGGUGUGAAUGAUCAAUUGACUGCUCGUUUUGUUCUACAACUUCAACAAAAUGGCCUUUUGAAAGCCGAUGAUACGUCAGAUCGCUUUUUUCGCCGUCUUUUGGAUAUUGCUGUAUCACACUGUAUAUCUUCUGAGGGCGCUGUCCAAUCUCAUCAGCAAACACAGGCAUUAUCUUUUCUUGCCAUUGAUAUGUAUGCAUCACUUGUCUUUUCAAUACUGAAGUUCUCUGCUGCUGACCAUGGAUUAAGCAAGAUGCCGCUUCUGUCAAAGGUGUUAGCAGUGACAGUUAGAUUCAUUCAAAAGGAUGCAGAAGAGAAGAAAACGUCAUUCAACCCUAGGCCUUACUUCAGGUUAUUCAUUGAUUGGCUGCUUGACCUUAGUACCCUUGAUCCUGUCUUUGAAGGUGCAAGCUUUCAGGUUUUGACAGCUCUAGCAACUUCCUUCCAUGCUCUACAGCCAUUGAAAGUUCCUGCAUUCAGCUUUGUAUGGCUUGAGCUAGUAAGCCAUAGAAGUUUCAUGCCAAAACUAUUGAGCGGAAAUGGUCAGAAGGGGUGGCCGUAUUUCCAACGUUUACUGGUAGACUUGUUCCAGUUUAUGGAGCCUUUCUUGAGGAAUGCUGAACUUGGCGAGCCGGUUCGUUUUCUUUACAAAGGCACACUGAGAGUGCUUUUAGUGUUGCUUCACGAUUUCCCGGAGUUCCUUUGUGAUUAUCAUUUUAGUUUCUGCGAUAUCAUUCCUCCAAGCUGCAUUCAGAUGCGAAAUAUAGUACUUAGUGCAUUUCCGCGCAACAUGAGGCUACCUGACCCUUCAACCCCCAACUUGAAGAUUGAUCUGCUAGCGGAGAUUAGCCAAUCACCCCGCAUUCUAUCGGAGGUUGAUGCCGCCUUAAAAGCCAAGCAAAUGAAAAGUGACGUGGAUGAGUAUCUCAAGACAAGGCCACAAGGGACUUCAUUUCUUUCGGAAUUAAAGCAGAAACUUCUUCUUUCACCAAGUGAGGCUGCAAGGGCGGGAACACGAUACAAUGUGCCGUUGAUGAACUCUCUCGUUCUUUAUGUUGGAAUGCAGGCGAUCCUGCAGUUGCAGGCAAGAACGCCUCAUGGACAAUCGAUGGCAAGUAACGCAUCACUUGCCAUCUUCUUGGUGGGUGCUGCUUUGGACAUUUUCCAAACACUAAUAUUGGAGCUGGAAACCGAAGGACGCUACCUCUUUUUGAACGCGGUUGCUAACCAAUUGCGUUAUCCCAACAACCACACACAUUACUUUUCCUUCAUUCUUCUUUACUUGUUUUCUGAGUCAAACCAGGAGGCCAUUCAAGAACAGAUCACCAGAGUUCUAUUGGAGCGGUUGAUUGUUAACCGACCACACCCGUGGGGCCUUCUAAUCACUUUCAUUGAGCUUAUCAAGAAUCCGAGGUACAACUUCUGGAGCAGAUCGUUCACAAGGUGUGCUCCUGAGAUUGAGAAACUGUUUGAAUCGGUUUCAAGAUCGUGUGGAGGGCCGAAGCCUGUGGAUGACGGUGUGGUUGCCGGAGGGAUAUCUGAUACCAUGCACUAAAUUAGGAUUAUUAUUUUUUUUUUCUCUAGAUAGAAUUACUGUUGUGAUAGGAGCCUGUAUUGUAUGUUUUGUGUAGGUCAGUCAGUUACUAGCUUCUAGACAUUUUGGAUAUCUGUUUCUGUUAAAUACUAUUUGAAAGAUAAAUAUUCUUCUUCAUGUUGGAUACUUUUGACGGCGAUGACAGCUACGUGGUAGCGAUAAACAAUGGUUGUGGGUGGUGCGGCUCAUUUAGACC